AUGGAACCGAUGAGCACGGAGAGGUACCCCCACCCUACGCACCCGGAGGUGGGGAGAGCCGCGGCUCAGCCUCUUUACGAUCCGACGUUGGUGGGUCCGGCCGCGCCCGGCCCGCACCGCCUGACGAGGGAGCAGCUCUUUCAUGACAUGAAGGUGCGCGACCUCCUGCUGGCUCUGGGCGUAUCGCCUGGAGGACGCGACGUCAUCUAUUUCCAGGCGCACACCACCAUCGAGACCGCCAUGGCAAAGGAGCGUAUACAUUCAGCCCCCGUCUGGGUUGAGCAGCCCGAACGAGGCUACACUCAGAUCGUGAAGUGGCACUCGUGCAUGGUGGCUCAGAUCGCUGUCUCUGCUAUUCAGGUGGACGUGCAGGACCUGGCGGCCGCACUGUUCUCCCUUCACGGCGACGACGUAGAGUCGGUCAAGAACAGCUUCUUCCAGCGACAAGUGCUUUCCGUCGCCAGUCUGGCGCAGCGCGACCAGAUGCGGCCUGUCACGUUGGACACCAGGGUGGGCGAUGUACUCUUGGCCAUGGUCAACAUCGCUCAUCGUGUCGUCGUGGUUGACGACAGCCGGUUCGAUUCAUCCAAGCUGCUGCACGUUAUAAGCCAGUUUGAUAUGCUUCGAUUUUUGGACAAGUACGCGGCGCAGUUCCCCAUCGACCUCAACACCAUCGAAGCGUACCAGCUCAUGAACACGAACGUCGUUUCUGUGCCACCAACAACCCGGGCUAUUGAGGCGCUGAGCAAGUGCCUGCAGCACAAAUUCAGCGGCAUGGCCAUCAUAGACCCGGCCAACAACAAGUUCGUGGGUCACAUUUCUGUCAGCGACCUGCGGGGCAUCACUCCUACAGACUUCAUUGAUCUCUGGCUGCCGGUAACGCAGUACCUCGAGCGUCGAGGAUUGGCUUCACGUCCUACGAUUUGGUGCCUGCCCGGUUCUCUGUUGCCGGAGAUCAUAAGGCGGAUGAUCGACAAUCAUGUUCAUCGGGUGUACAUAGCCGAUAGGAUAGGCCACGCCGCUGGCAUUAUCACCAUCACGGACCUGCUGGCCUACCUCCUUGCCCGCCUCUUCCCUGGCGAGUGA
Messenger RNA from Acanthamoeba castellanii str. Neff, 1086 nucleotides. RefSeq names its product CBS domain containing protein. The record is from RefSeq and is a predicted model, not a curated record. Lineage: Eukaryota; Discosea; Longamoebia; Acanthamoebidae. The transcript is spliced from 9 exons. The coding region runs from base 1 to 1086 and encodes 361 amino acids.